Entrophospora candida is the source of this 480-nucleotide messenger RNA. The record is from the annotation of a GenBank genome assembly. Lineage: Eukaryota; Fungi; Glomeromycota; Glomeromycetes; Entrophosporales; Entrophosporaceae.
AUGGCAACUUUAUGGAAUGACACAGAUGAUACUAGUAUGCGUAAUCCUACCUAUAAUACCCAGGAGACUUCUACCACUUCUCUUAUCUCUAAUGACCAGAAGACUGACAAACUAAAAAUGUACCGUUAUUAUUGGUGGAAAACUGGUAACAUGCAUUCAAAGGCCAAAUGGGAAGAAGCAACUUUACCAUACGAGCUUGCUACUGAUAUCACCUAUGAUACUUAUGUUGAACAAACGGGUAAACACAAUAUUCGUGGCUUUUGGGAAUGGGAAAACGAGACAGUUCGUGUAAUUGAACCUCCCUCAGAAUUUCAUGAAUCCUGUGUCUGUGCUAUCGCCAGCGAAAUUAAUGAGGCAACUUUUGUCAUGAAGGGCACUAAUACAGCUAUUCUUUCUUUAGGAGCUACAACAACAAGAUCACAUGGAGUAGCUAAAGAAGCGGAUGCAUCUACACCACUUGCAAAAACCUCAUGUGAAUAG